UGGGUUUGUGACUCUCUCAAAUCCAAAAAUGGAUGAGCAAGUGAUUCUCCUUCCCCUUCUCAUGUCCCUCUUCACCAUUGCUGCAUCUGCAUCAUGCCCCAUGGAUCUCAGCUACGUUGAUAACUUUCCAUGGGACACCUCCAGCUGUAGAGACCCAAUUGAUAAGGAACACUGUUGCCAAGCUCUUCUCAGUGUAUUUGGCAUAGGAUUAGCCCAACACCUCAAAGAAACCUCUUUGUUUCAACUUCCUGAUGAAAACACUUCCACAACUUGCUUAUCUGAUUUCAAGCUCAAACUCACAUCCUUGUCAAUUCAACCAUCUUUGGUCUCUUCUUGCUUCCCUAACCCGUCACAGUUUGUUACUAACUCUUCAACGUGUGCAGGUAUUAGAACUAUCCAAGAUUGGAAGCAAAAAGUGGGGUUGAUUAGCCCAUUAGACACUUCUUGCAAGGGUGGACUUGGGGAUCAAACUCUCUGCAGUAUUUGUUCUGAUGCUGGCUUGAAAGUGACUUCACAGUUGAAUGGUAUUGAUCCAAAUGCCACAAAGUGUUUUUACUUCACUGUUUUGUAUGCUACAGCUGUUGUUAAUGAGUUUGGUCCAACAGAUUUAGGCACUGCUAGUUGCAUACUUGGCAUGCCACUGUCCGCAAAAGGGUCAUCAAAUAGAAAACAUGUGCUUAAACUUGUUUUUGCUUUAUUGGGUGCUGUUAUUGGUGUUCUGCUUGCUAUUGUAUUGAUAGUUGUGUAUAGGAAGUGGGAUAUGAGAAGGAAGGAAAAUAUUUAUCAUAGGUCAAUUGAGAACAGUGUUAGGGACAGUGUUUUGCCUAACACUGGCGCUAAGUGGUUUCACAUAUCUGAGCUUGAACGUGCCACUAAUAAAUUUUCACAGAAGAAUAUGGUUGGUCAAGGUGGUGAUGGGGUUGUGUACAAAGGGACUCUUUCAGAUGGCACUGUAGUGGCAGUGAAGGAGAUUUUUGACUUGGAAACUAAAGGGGAUGAAGAGUUCUGCUAUGAAGUGGAGAUCAUAAGCAAAAUAAAGCAUAGGAAUCUGCUUGCUCUUCGGGGUUGUUGUGUUGCAAGUGAUAAUUUGAAAGGUAAGAGGAGGUUUUUGGUUUAUGAUUUCAUGCCUAAUGGUAGCCUAAGUUAUCAAUUGUCAAUUGCUGGGGCUAAUAGGUUAACAUGGCCACAAAGAAAGAAUAUAAUACUUGAUGUGGCUAAAGGGCUUGCUUAUUUGCAUUAUGAAAUUAAACCCCCAAUUUAUCACCGUGACAUAAAGGCUACCAAUAUACUUUUGGAUUCUAAAAUGAAAGCCAAAGUGGCAGAUUUUGGCUUGGCCAAGCAAGGUAAUGAAGGCCAGUCUCAUCUCACAACAAGGGUUGCUGGCACAUAUGGUUAUUUGGCACCAGAAUAUGCUCUAUAUGGGCAACUAACAGAGAAAAGCGAUGUGUACAGUUUUGGCAUUGUGAUUCUUGAAAUCAUGAGUGGGAGAAAAGUGCUUGAUACAUUGAAUUCAUCUGUGGUUUUAAUCACGGAUUGGGCAUGGAUGCUUGCAAAAUCAGGGAAAGUGGAGGAAAUUUUUGAUGGGUCAAUAAGAAAAGAAGGGCCAGAAAAAAUCAUGGAAAGGUUUGUUCUUGUUGGGAUACUUUGUGCUCAUGCAAUGGUGGCAUUGAGGCCUACAAUUGCAGAGGCCCUUAAGAUGUUAGAGGGUGACAUUGACAUCCCCAGUUUACCUGAUAGGCCAGUACCACUGGGUCAUGAGUCCUUCCAAUCUUCACUGUUGUAUGGUUUUCAAAGAAGUGGAAGAUCAACUCCAUAUAUUUCAUCUUAUUCAACAAGUAUGAGCACAAUAUAGAUUGAAGCUCUGAACUACUUUCUUUGUAAUGAUAGUCUUUGGAUCAGAAUCAGUUUAGAGUCAGAAAUUCACGGCCACCACAUAGCUUCAAAUUAACCUUCAUUGUCGUGCCGUAUAUAUCUUGAAUUCUUUUUCACUUUGUAUACAUUGUAAUUCGACCACAUACGAUUAUAGAAGAAAUAUUUGAGAUAUAUAGUUUGAUUUGUUGCAUAUGUAUAGUGUCCAAGAAAAUCCGAACAUGCUUUAGUGCGUUGAACAUGUCAGUGAAUUCAAUUAAGUUUACUGUCAGCUACUAGAGUUUCAUUUCUUUCUUUCUUUCUUUUAUUUUUACGCAUUUAUUUUCCUCUCUUGGACAAUUUGAAUACAUUGGUAAACUGUUCAUACU
This is a messenger RNA of Abrus precatorius (Indian licorice), 2237 nucleotides long. RefSeq names its product probable receptor-like protein kinase At1g11050. NCBI's taxonomy places the organism in Eukaryota, Viridiplantae, Streptophyta, Magnoliopsida, Fabales, Fabaceae. The coding region runs from base 29 to 1852 and encodes 607 amino acids. Gene Ontology annotation, biological process: protein phosphorylation. Gene Ontology annotation, molecular function: protein kinase activity; ATP binding. The transcript has a single exon. The record is from RefSeq and is a predicted model, not a curated record.